Metopolophium dirhodum (rose-grain aphid) is the source of this 755-nucleotide messenger RNA. Its product is annotated as CDGSH iron-sulfur domain-containing protein 3, mitochondrial. The record is from RefSeq and is a predicted model, not a curated record. NCBI's taxonomy places the organism in Eukaryota, Metazoa, Arthropoda, Insecta, Hemiptera, Aphididae. Gene Ontology annotation, molecular function: 2 iron, 2 sulfur cluster binding. The coding region runs from base 215 to 622 and encodes 135 amino acids. The transcript is spliced from 3 exons. Gene Ontology annotation, cellular component: intracellular membrane-bounded organelle.
UUUAAUUCUUUUACGGUUUUACUCGAUUAACGCAUAAAGUAACAAAGCGUGGAUGUAUCGUACACCCUUUAUUUUAACUUGCUACAUAAACCUAACUACCAGUUUGUUACAUUGUUUUGUCUUUUGUAGUAAUACAGGUAAUUGUUAUCCCGUUUCCGUGCCGGGGGUCAACUGUCAAUUUUCAUAAUUACUUAUAACCAAAUCCACAUUAAAUAUGUUAUUAACUAUAAGCAAGUUGACCUGCAAAAUAAAACCACUUCUGAAUUAUAGAGUUUAUUCUAAGAAAAUAGAUGAAAUACUACCAAAAAAUUUAUUAGAAGAUAUCUAUACAGCAUCACAACAAAAGCAACUGGGUGUAAUUUAUGAUAAAAGGCCAUUUAAAAUUACACUAGAGAAAGACAAAAAGUAUAAUUGGUGUUCUUGCGGUAUGAGUCGACAACAGCCGUUUUGUGAUGGUACUCAUAAAAAUCAAAAACUUCGAAUAACAAUGAAACCAGUUAGAGUUCAAGUAGCUGAAACCAAAGAAUAUUGGCUAUGCAAUUGUAAACAAACAUCUCAUCGACCAUUUUGUGAUGGCACACAUAGACAACAACACAUACAAGAUGCAAUUAAGAAAUAUUAAUUACUGGUUGCUUAAUAUUUUUUGUAUAUUUUAUAAGAUAUAGUUUCUUUUGUUUUGGGCACAUAUUUUCAAGUGGAAAAAACAUAGUUUUUGAAAGAAUUGUUUUAAAAAAAAUUGUGCUAUUCUAACACUA